GCGCGCAGGCCGGAAGGAGCGGGGCAGCGGCGGCUAAAUGGAGCGGGGCCGGCGGGAGGGUGGCGGCCCGGUGAGUACCGCCCGGGGGCUGCGCCGUGCGGGGCGCCCCGGGAGGCGGCAGAGCGGCAGCGGGCCGGGCGGGGACGGCUCGGGGCUGCCUCAGCCUCAGGGCUGCUUCGGCCUCAGCUCCUCGCAGCCUCCGCCGUGCCGGGGCCGUGCUCGGCGCUGAGUGCCCGCGGGGCUGCGGCCCUGUCCCGGGCCCUCCUCCCCGGGCGGGGCUCGGCGCUUCUCCUACCCCUCCGCGUGGUCGUGGGGACGGCUGUGAGAGGGGAACCCGGCGCUCGGUGUCCUCAGGGCCGUGUCGCUGAGACCUCUCUGCCCCCGUGCUCUGUGGGUCACGGUGCCGGCCCAGCUGGCCGAGAAGUCCCAAGCGCUCAGUCCGGCUGUGAUGGGGGCUCUGAGGCCGCGCUUCCAUGGGGCGGCCGGGGGGAGGUGGGGGGUCCCGGCGGAAGGCACGUGUGGGCCGGCACAGUGCCCCACGGGUGUGUGGCUGAGCCCCGGCUGCUCCCACUCAGAAACGCAGCCCCGGCCGUGUGCUUCUCAGUUUGCGGUCCCGUUAUGACCAGAAGCAUCAUCGCCUCUGUGUCCUCCAGCAGCUUAUCCGGGAUCUCACCGAAGUGCUCUCGUACCAGGAACGGAACGCACGUGGAGAAGCUCAGCCCCUCUGCGAAGCGCUGUGGUGCAGCCGCUGCUUUGGGACUAAUGGUGCUUUGCAUUGAAAAGGCUGAUAUGGUGCUGCCGUGCACCUGUGCUUCUGUUACUACUGCAGUCUCUUCUUGCGUUUGUGUUGAAGCAUACUGAGUGCUGUGCUGCAAUCCUGAAAGCAAUAGCUGCUUGUCUUUGUUGGAGCAACUGCAGGAGGCUCCCGGCAGCAGCAGAGUGUGAGUUCCUCACUCUAGCCUGAGUGCCAUGCCUGGGCCUUGAUGCUUCUGGGAACAGCUACUGAAAAUGGCAGAGAGAGCUGGAAAUGAAGAAGCAGUUCACCUAAGCAGCUUCCAUAGCCACAGAGGAAAAGACCGAAUAAACCGCAGGGAUGAAGGUCUUAUCACAAUAUCAGAUUCCUCGGAUGAAGAAUUGCCUUUGCAGGAAACACCAGCAGAGCAGCAGCACGAGGAUGAUGAUGAUGAAGAUGUGGUCAUCUUGGCAGAGACCUCCAAGCAUCAGCAGCUCGUGCGUCCCAACAUCAUCAGACCUGCUGCUCAGUGGCAGGGUGCGAACGCUGUGGGAGAAGGAGGAUCUAAAAAUGCUGUAGGGCCUUUGGGGAGUGCGUGUGUGCAGGAUGAGGUCUCAGCUCUGCUGGGCCAGAAAGAUCACACGGUGCAGAGCAGUGCUGGACCAAGCAAGGAAGAGAGCGUGAACUUUGCCUUGCAGCAGCCUGGACCACCUGAGCUGAAUGGCCCCAGGUCUGAACUUACGAGUGACCCCGAGCCUGGCCCGAGUUUGUUUCCAGCAAUAAAAACGAGUGCACAGCUUGUUAACAGGGACCUCGUUAGUCUGGGGAAAGCAGACUUUCCACCGCCACAAGGGGAAAAGGUGGAAGCCCAGGGCUGGCGAGGGGAGGACUGGAAGGCAGAGCUCUCACAGAACGUUGAAGGAGCAGCUGCUGCAACCACCAACACAGAGCAGGAGAUCCAGGACAGCAGCCCGCCGGGUCCCCCCUGCCUGCAGCCGCUGGACGAGGAGCCGCGCGCUGUGCUGAACGGCUGCGUGCCGCAGCAGGGGCAGCCCGAGGCAGGGUCAGCAUCUCUGAGGGCAUAUGGAGAGGAGGCUCCAGGGCCGGCCUUCCCCAGACCGGAGCCACAGCAGGAUGGCAUUCCGGGUCCUGCUUCGCCGCAGCCAGCACAUCCACCAGAGGAGACGAGGGGACGGCAGGCGACAGACAACGAGCAGCCUGGCCCGGCCUUCCCAGCACAGGGCUCGCAUGAACUCGGAUCUAGCAGUGUGCCAGAACAAGGGGCUGCCGGGCAGGAGGACCAGGACUUCACUGCUCUGCUCAUCAGAGAGACGGAAGCGAGAUUUCCAGAUGUGAGGAAGGAAUAUAUUGAAGAGCUAAUCAGCAUCAAGGACUGCUAUGACUUAAACGUACUUUGUAACUUCCUUCUGGAAAACCCAGAUUACCCAAAGAAGGAAGGCAGAAUGGUUUUAAAUCCCAGCAGCAGCCUGCUUGCCAGCCAAGAUGAGACAAAGGUGCCUAAAGUGGACUACUUUGACUUCUCCAAGCUUGCCCCGCUCGACCAGCGGUGCUUUAUUCAGGCAGCUGACCUUCUCAUGGCAGACUUCAAGAUGCUGAGCAGCCAAGACAUUAAGUGGGCGCUACAUGAACUCAAGGGACACUAUGCAAUCACACGAAAGGCCUUUUCAGAUGCCAUCAAAAAGUGGCAGGAGCUGUCUCCGGAAACCAGUGGGAAACGAAAAAGGAGAAAAGAAAUGAAUCAGUAUUCAUAUAUAGAUUUCAAAUUUGAGCAAGGGGAUGUGAAGAUUGAGAAGCGGAUGUUCUUCCUGGAGAACAAGAGGCGGCACUGGAGGUCCUAUGACAAGCUCUCGCUUCUCCCACCAGUGCUACUGGAGCAGGAAUUCUAUGAGCAAAAAGUUAAAGAGAUGGCAGAGCAUGCAGACUUUCUCCUUGCUCUGCAGAUGAAUGAGGAACAAUAUCAGAAGGAUGGUCAGAUGAUUGAGUGCCGCUGCUGUUAUGGGGAGUUUGCUUUUGAAGAGCUAACCCAGUGUGCAGAUGGUCACUUGUUCUGCAAGGAGUGCCUAAUUAAAUAUGCUCAGGAGGCAGUCUUUGGCUCUGGGAAGUCAGAGCUCAGCUGCAUGGAAGGCAGCUGCACGUGUUCGUUCCCCACCAGCGAGCUGGAGAAGGUGCUUCCAGAAACCAUCCUGUGUAAAUACUACGAGCGGAAAGCCGAGGAGGAGGUGGCUGCUGCCUGUGCAGAUGAGCUUGUCAGGUGUCCCUUCUGUAACUUCCCAGCUCUACUGGACAACGAUGUGAAGAGGUUCAGCUGCCCUAAUCCCCGCUGCAGAAAGGAAACGUGUCGGAAGUGCCAGGGGCUGUGGAAGGAGCACAUGAACCUCACCUGCGAGCAGCUGGCCGAGAAGGACGACAUCAAGUAUAGGACAUCCAUAGAAGAGAAAAUGACAGCGGCCCGCAUCAGAAAGUGCCACAAGUGUGGGACCGGCCUGAUCAAAUCGGAGGGCUGCAACCGCAUGUCGUGCCGCUGCGGAGCGCAGAUGUGCUACCUGUGCCGGGCUGCCAUCAACGGGUACGACCACUUCUGCCAGCACCCCCGCUCACCCGGUGCCCCCUGCCAGGACUGCGCCAAGUGCUCUCUGUGGACGGAUCCCACAGAAGAUGACGAGAAGAUAAUUCAGGAGAUUCAGAAGGAGGCUGAAGAGGAGCAGAGGAAGAAGAACGGAGAGAACAGCUUCAAGCGGAUCGGCCCUCCGGUGGAAAAGCCCAUGGAGAAAAUGCAGAGAAUCGAAGUCAUCCCCAGACCUGUUCCUCAGAACCUCCAUCAGCCACGGAUGCCUCCUUACCCCUUCGUGCACCCUCCCUUCCCGCUGCCCCCCGUCCGUCCCAUGUACAAUAACAUCCCCCUCAACAUCGGCCCCAUCCCCGCCCCCUACGUGCCCCCAUUGCCUAACAUGAGGGUGAACUAUGAUUUUCCCCAGAUCAACGUUCAGCUGGAGCACAACUUGCCUAUGCACUUCGGCCCUCAGCCUCGGCACCGGUUCUGACCUGGUUUGGGUAGCAUUGGUCGCUGCAGGACGAAGCCCCCAGUAACGUCACCCCGUCCUGCUGCAGCCCCCCACCAUAGCCAGCUGCAAGGGGAGCUGCUGCGACUCGCACACACCUGCACUACACCCUUAUCUACAGCUUCUCCGGACCUUUACAAUCAAACAUUUCGACCUGUGCUGCAACAGGGCUUGGUGCUGCAUUUCCAAGGUCUCUUCCUAUGUUGGGAGUCCUUUUAUUUUAUUUUAUUUUUAUUUUCAUUUGGCAAAGACUAUUCAGACAGCUGCUGGGAGGGAGAAUGAGACUUGUGGAGCACAGGGGAUGCAAAAGAUCCUUGGGAGUCUUCCAAAACUCCAACCUUCCUUCUGGCCAGAGCAGCUGCAACAGCCUGAGUCCUGCGGGAAGGGAGGAGGGACUUGGCACCUGAGUAGGACCUUCAGGAACAAGGUAAUGGGACUCAGCUGCCCUAAGCCCAAGGUUUGGGGUUCCCACAUUCUCCAGCAUCCCUGUAACCUGCUAACGCCUCCCAGCAGAAAUAAAUUGUUCCAAACCAAGUUAACGUAGUGUAUUUAGCAUUUCUCGCUCUGCAAGGAGUGAGGGGAUGCAGCAGCCAUCUCAUUGCUCAGUUCUUGGUCAGCAGCCCACAGCCACGUCCCGGCUCAGGGCUCCAGGAAGCAGAAAGCUCGGCCACCUCGAUCCUUGAGAGCACCGUUUGCCCCUUCUGCAGGCUCAGGUGUUCUUCCCCAGCAGAAAGCUGCCCCCCAGCUUCCAGCACACAGCAUUUCUUUUGCUGUUCUCAUGCGGGCAUCCCAAAUCCCCACCUGUUUCUAGCAGCAGUCAGGGAUAGGUAAUAGACAGCUGUGUGUGACAUGUGCUGUGGUGUAAGUGUUGGUAACCACCGGCGUGUUCUGCACAUGGGGGCUGUGCUUUGUGUCUGGGACAGCCCCCCCAAAAGCAGCCAAGUGUUUGGAGGGGCAAACCCAGCAGGAGCUCCAGGCUGGCUCUUACCCACCCCCCUGUGCAGUGGUUCCUGGGUUGUUUGGGCUGUGCUGCAUCCUCCUCUCCCCUGCUGAGAACCAGCCUGCUGCAGCUCCCUGCUGGCUUUCCCCCACGUUCCAGCAUCCAGGUGUCCCCAGGCUGUUUGUUUUUCAGGUAGCACUUCCUUGCCUUUCAGAGUUCGGUCUCUGCUGUCAGACAUUUCCUGUGGGCUGAAUGCAUCCUACCCAGCGUUCCCAGCCCUCAGUGCCGUGGUCUCUAGCAUUAAUAACCGAGUGGCAUUCACUUGCUGCUAUCACUUAUGAUGUAUAUAUAUUUUUAUUUUUCCUUCUUAGUUUGUUCCUGGAGACAGCCCUGGGCCCAAUGUGCGUGAGUCACUGAGAUCUGCCCACCUCUCUGCCAGGUGGGUGAUGGGUGCUCAGUGCGCCUCUGCCCUGGGGAUGGAGGUGGCACUCAGUGCUCUGCUAUGGCUCUCAUCUGCUCUGCAUUGAUGCAGCACUGCAGGAUCUCUCGCAGGCGCAGUCGCACCCUUUGCUGCUCUCCUGCAGCGGCCGUGUCCAGCUCCCGUGUGCCCUCAGCACAGGCAGUGCGGUGAUAGCAGAAGUGGGGCUCCCAUUCCCUCUUUAGAUGCUUUGCAGAGAUGCAUGGCAGCAUUGGGACCUCAGCCUGGGCAGGGAGAAGCUCGGGGAUGGAGAAAAAGGGACAGAAGCAAUGCGGUGAGAUAUGGCACCGGAGGUGGCACGGGGUGGGUGCUGCCUGGGGUCUGUCCCCAUGCCUGUGGGUCACACCAUCACACCCAGGGCUCACCCUGCUGCCCCGAAGCCAUGUCACACAGCAGGGAGAGCCCUGCAGGGUUACAGAGAGGGGCAGGGAUGGGGCUGUUCCCCUGCAGAAGCACGGAGCUGUGUGCCCGGGUUGCUCCUUCCCUCUGGCCCAGGGAGGUGCCCAGCAGCGCUUCCUGAUCACGUUUGAGUCCAUUGCUGGUUUGGGCCGUUCUGUUACAAAAGCAAAGCUCUGCACAGCCGGCAGAGCCCCGGGGCUGCCUGCGUCCCCUCGUGCCCCGCAGGAGCCGUGGCUGCAUCCUCUACCAGGUACUCAUUAUGGUGAAUUGCGGUGUCCCGUUUAACUUGCCUUAAAGGUGGGGAGAGAAACUUAGUAUUUGCACUUAGCAAAACGUCCUGUUGAAAGAAAGGAACCCUUGUAAAGACGUGCAUGAUCUGCAACUUUGUAUAACGAUAGCCGAAAACAAAUAGGUUGGUUUAUUGAAAUAAAAUAAAGGAAUAUUUUUCUUUACCUUCUGGUAGUCAAACCGCUCUCCUAUGCUGUGUGUACAGAGUUGCCCUGUAUUAUAUUGUAAUUUGGAUUUUUUUUUUCCUUUUUUUUUUCUUUUUUGUAAAUAAAUCUGUGCAUUCUGGCUCCCA
Messenger RNA from Gallus gallus (chicken), 6210 nucleotides. It is a transcript of the gene RNF216, whose product is annotated as ring finger protein 216. The record is from RefSeq and is a predicted model, not a curated record. NCBI's taxonomy places the organism in Eukaryota, Metazoa, Chordata, Aves, Galliformes, Phasianidae. The transcript is spliced from 17 exons. Gene Ontology annotation, molecular function: zinc ion binding. Bases 1009 to 3795 code for a protein of 928 amino acids.